This is a messenger RNA of Rotaria sp. Silwood2, 474 nucleotides long. The record is from the annotation of a GenBank genome assembly. Lineage: Eukaryota; Metazoa; Rotifera; Eurotatoria; Philodinida; Philodinidae.
AUGUCAAUAAUUAAUUUAUUUCAGAGUUCGAAAUCAGAUUUGAAUAAUUUUGAACAAGCACUUAAAGAUCAACUCUCACGAAUCAAUGAACAAACUUCAGUUAACUAUAUUGUCAUUGUGUGUGAUCAUUGUCAUGAUGAUAAUGCAACUCAAGAAUUACAAAAUCAAUUAAAGAAAGCCAUUGACAAAAUUAUUGCAAAUGAUCCUCAAACAUUAGCUAUGACAUUAACAACAAAACAAAGUGCACGUAUACGUCGAGCACGAGCAGCUGAGGGAGUAAGUGCAAAUGAAACAAAUGUAACAAUUGCAGAAAUGUAUUCCGAUAAUUAUCCAGUAAUGUUUAAUUUAUUUUUUUGGACAUCAUUGGCUUUAGCAUUAGUUGUUAUAGCUAUAGUCUAUGUAUUCUUAACAUUAGAUCCAGGAGCGGAUACAAUUAUUUAUCGUAUGACAGCACCAAGAUUAAAAGUUGAUUAA